AUGCCUCAGACAGGACGAGCAGUAGGACAGAGGCACAGAUGACGAACAGAGUCACCAUCAACAAGCCCUACUCAAGCACAUACCCCUUCCAAAGCUCCAUCUUUUCUCCUCAGGCACAAUGUCCAGCCUUCACUGCCCCGCACACCCUCCGUUCGCCCAACCAAAUCCUUCUGUAGCGAGCUGCCUUAGCACAUCCGCGUGUCAAGGAGGGCAUUUUGACCGAAGUGCUCACAUGAGUGGUCUCCUUUACCUUUGGACAUCAGCAUCAAUGCUGCUCUUUCAAACACCGGUCUUUGCCGAACACGAAGGCUCGUGUUUCUCACGCUCCCGUACAUCCCAUCAAGUCUCACCAAACUGCGCCAAAUGCUUUCCUCUCGUCCGCCAAAGCGAAAGCUCCUUGAGCUCACCACUCUCAGUUGAGUGGUGCCCUGCGACAGGCACUGGCUUUCUCCCCCUCUCAUCGUCACCGCGAAUGUGUGUCACAAAGCCAAAUAAAUUUCAUCAGUUGCUACGAAGACGAAACAUAACAUGUGUCUGUGCUCAGCCGCGUGAGGGAUCUGUUUGAGAUUUGAGGGAUUUGGAUUCCUGUAUUGCGACUGCUUGCUCAUGAAAAUCCGUACAGCAACACAGAGCUGGACCCCAUGUUCACACAGGAAACGACAGUACACACUUUGUCAAACUGAGCUGGCUACCAUCGGUAGCUGAUUGACUUGGCUUGUACGGCGCAGAGGACCAUCAUGCAUGACUGCUGACACUGAUUCUCCGAGGCCUCACGUCAUACAGGAAGCCGAUAUACCGACUUGUGCAGUCUUUGCAUUGCCCAGCAAAACGUCGCGCUUGUUUAAAUGUUGAUCAUCGUC
Microstroma glucosiphilum is the source of this 860-nucleotide messenger RNA. RefSeq lists its product as hypothetical. The transcript is spliced from 2 exons. Lineage: Eukaryota; Fungi; Basidiomycota; Exobasidiomycetes; Microstromatales; Microstromataceae. The record is from RefSeq and is a predicted model, not a curated record. Bases 119 to 565 code for a protein of 148 amino acids.